AAGCAGAUCUAGUGCAUAUGAAUGCAAAUGAAUAUCUAUUUGGGACAUAUUCAUCUAUUAGGGACAUAUUCAUGCAGUAAAAGUUCUCAGCCUGGCGGGGCGGAGGGAGGCAGCUGGUGGGGAGGAUGGCUUGCAGCUGCCAAACAUCAGACUGAGCGAGCCCUGGAGAUGGUCAGCGCUGACCUCCAGGAGUUCACUUCCACCAUGCAGUCAGACACCAAAAAGGUUGUAGAGAAGACUAAGGAAACCAUACAGAAGAACACUCAGUCUGACCAGGAGACACAACCGUCCACAGGCGAAAGGGUCAAGAAGGGGUUCUUCUCACUGAUGGACGGGAUCACAAAGGCCCUCACUAUUGACCCUGAGGACACAUCGCCCCCAGCCAGGGGUAACCCACAGCAACCUGCACACGGGAUCUUUGACCGCUCCAAGAUACGACUGAGGGCAGUGCAGGUAGACACAGGCACAUAUUUGAAUGAGCCAGCAGGGUCAGCAGAGCUGUAUGCUGAUUGGUUGAAAACCUUCGACAUCGAGGCACACAAGGGGGAAAUAUCAGACCUGCUGGUGUCCAUGGUAGAAGUCAGAUCCCUGUAUACAUCCCUGGUACCAUCUGAGGUGUCUCAUCAGGAUUUCUGGUGGAGGUACUUCUAUAGGGUUCACCAACUGAAGUUGGAUGAGGCCAGGAAGCAGGCCCUCAUGAAGAGAGCUGAGCAGGCUCAGGUGAAAGAGGACUCCAUCAACUGGGACGAGGAGGAGUGGAGUGGAGACGAGGAAAAUGCAGGCAAUAAGCACAGGGAGACUAAAGUGAACACUGAAGACCUGAACACGUGUCUGAAACAGCAAACAGAGGCUACUGUUGGAGCAGUGACAGAGACUUCUGAUGGAGCAGUGACAGAGACUACUGAUGGAGCAGUGACAGAGAAUACUGAUGGAGCAGUGACAGAGACCACUGAUGGAGCAGUGACAGAGACUACUGAUGGAGCAGUGACAGAGACUACUGAUGGAGUAGUGAAACAGAAUGAGAAGACAUGUGAGAAGAAGCAUGAACAUUCAUAUGUAAAUUCCACACCCCUGUCGACAUUAUCAGUUGAAAAUGGGGUAAAUACUGACAAUGCACUGGAGAAAAACCCUGCAGAUGUGUCUUGUGAUAACAUUGAAUAUGAAUCUGCUAAACAACAGAAUGUGGAUACUGCAGAUGUUGUUGAGGUUGCAAAUAUUGCAGACAAAGCAAUCUCAGAAGAAACCCCUAUGGUUGCACAGCAUACAUUGAUGGAAGAAACACAGGGUGGCAAUGAUCGUAAAACUGUAAUUGAAACAACUGGUUGUGAUAAAUCUGUCAUUGUAUGUGAAGAACAUUUUAGUGCAAAUAAAGUGCCAGCAGUAACACAGGCGACCGAACCAGAUAAAAUUGAGAUGGAAAAAAUAUAUGCAGAUGUUUCUUCCACCAUAAAUCAAGCUUUAGGUGAAAUGAAAGAAACUCUUUGUGAUGUGAAUGUAGAAUCUGAGAAAACCAUGGAAUCAAGUGGAGGGUUGCCAAUGAAAGUGAAAGAAGAUAUUGUUGUAGUUGGAGACAGGAUUUCCCCUACAUCUGACUCCAGCGGCACUAAAGGGUCGAGCUCUGAUGACUGGGAGAAGGACUUUGAUGAUGUCGAGGUCACUGCCGAGGACUUGAAGGCAGCCCAAGAAUUGGCAAGCAAACUCAACAUGUCUGCCGCUGAGUAUAACACGCUCACUGGAGGGAAUGUGGAUGGGGACUGGGAAAAUUGGGAUUAAAAAAUCAACCACUCUGACUGGACCCAACUACCUAACACAGUUUAGAAUGCUUGCCGCUUUUGUUCAACUUCACUCGAAUGCAGAUAUUUGUUGAGCUUCAUCCUGCACAAUUUGAUUUCAUCUGUGACAGACAUUCCCUAUAACUUACAAAAUGUAGUGAGGGUCUUAUUCCAAUGUUAUGUCCUUGAACUUUUAUACAUGUGACAACAGUUUAAUAUGUAUGUUGUGUUAGGUUCUGGUGUUACCAUUGAUUUUUAAGUUCAUAGUAUUUAAAAUGAAUGUAUUGUUUAGCAUUUUCGUGAUUACAACUAUGAGGCUGUUUUCACAUUUCCAAUCUAAAACAUCAUUUAGAAAUAACUGAUACCAUAGACAGAAGCAAAGUGACUGUUUUCUAAAAACAUAUUGCCUUGUUUCUUAUAUUAAAUAUGUAAUUGCUUAUUAAUAUAGUUGGAAUGGACUUUUUAUUUUUAUUUCAUACAUUGUGCUUAUUUUGGUGAUGGCUUAUAAAGCAAUCAGUAAGAUUUGUUGUUGUUUAUUACAAUGUGUUGUUUAUAUGCGUAAAUAUUUAUGAGCUAUUAUAUUAAUAAACUGUACUUUUAUUU
Messenger RNA from Dreissena polymorpha, 2375 nucleotides. Its product is annotated as BSD domain-containing protein 1-A-like. The coding region runs from base 22 to 1773 and encodes 583 amino acids. The record is from RefSeq and is a predicted model, not a curated record. The transcript has 9 exons. Gene Ontology annotation, cellular component: cytoplasm. NCBI's taxonomy places the organism in Eukaryota, Metazoa, Mollusca, Bivalvia, Myida, Dreissenidae.